Tachyglossus aculeatus (Australian echidna) is the source of this 1144-nucleotide messenger RNA. RefSeq lists its product as uncharacterized. Bases 8 to 973 code for a protein of 321 amino acids. The transcript has 4 exons. NCBI's taxonomy places the organism in Eukaryota, Metazoa, Chordata, Mammalia, Monotremata, Tachyglossidae. The record is from RefSeq and is a predicted model, not a curated record.
AGGGGCCAUGAGUAAGCCGGGGAGACAAAGGCUCGGGAGACCACCAGGCUGGCUGCUCCGGAAAUCCUGGAGGUCAGUGGUCGGCCAAGGUCAGGUCCAUCCUUCCUCCUCCCCUCCCCACCCGAAUGGGGUCCACGGAUCUCCCUCUACCUCCUGUUCUCCCCGCCACUCCUUCUCGCCCCACUACUCCACUCCCCACUCCAGCUCCCUCCACCGUUUCUCCAGCCCUCCCGAGGCCACCGCCGCUUCCAGGAAGCGGCUGUGGGCCUUGGGCCGGGGUGUCACCUGCCUCGGCUUCAUCCUCUUCGCCCUGUCCGCCCUCGAGAGCGAGUGGGGGCAGCGGGUGAAGGCCACAGGAGAGUUACAGCUACUGUUUAACCCGCUGUGGGUGACCUGUCCUCACCAGAGCUGCCACAGUACCCUACUGGACCAGAGCAUCUACAUUGCCACCUUAACCCUGAUCAUAUUCCUGGUCCUGGUCCUGGGUGCCUCCCUCUCCCGGUCGGGUCUGCCUUUCCUCCAGGUCAUCACUGCCUUCCUGAACUUCCUGAUAGCCAUCCUGCUGAUGCUGAGCGCGGUCCUAGUCGGGGACGUGACCCACGGCCUGUUUGGGCCCAAAGUGAUGCAGUACACCUGGGCCUUCUACUGCGUGUGGUUGGACGCCGUUGUCUUCCUGAUUGCUGGAUUCUUCUGCCUCUUCAGCCACGGAGAUCCUGGGCGCUGCUGUAGGCUCUCCGGCUGCCAACUGGACUUCCCAAACUGGUCUUCCAAGACAGCGAGCGCGGACCUAGACCCCAGGCACCCCGGCAAGAGCCUCUUAUCCUCCUUCCAGAACCGCACGAUGAACCCCCGAGUUACCAGCAAUUCCCCGCACCGCCAUUCCGUCAGCAGCCAUGGAUGGAGGAACCCCAGAAACAGCCCACUCUCGAGCAUCUCCAGUCCCCAGUCCGAUAUUCCCGAAGUCUCCAUUUAACCCCGGGCAUGCCCCCCUUCCCCGUCCCCCCUGACUUUUCCUGGGGCUCUGAGGAUACGAGCCUCCUCUCCCCCCCCAUCAGGGCCCGGCCCCUGCCCCGACCUAAGCCCCUCUCGUGGACCUGUGGGCCCCCGAACCCCGGGAGGAAAAUGCAAUAAAUCGAUGCUCCGA